CCACUCCACAAACAUCCAGUCUGACUCCUGCAGCUGCAGCACACAGUACCCUCAACCUGUUACUAAAGAUUUAUUCUAUCAGCGAGUGACCACUUCGUGUUUCUGUGUCUGUGUUGUUGUGAGAUCAGAUCACAGCAGCUUGUUGCACCUGAGACUCAGAGUCGGCCACAGCAGAGAUGAUGAUGAUGAUGAGGAUGCACCACUCACACACCUUUCUGGUCCUUCUCCUCAUGGUCUUCCUCACUGGGAUAGUUCUGUCUGGUCCCUCAACUCCCCACAGGAUUAGAGUGCGACGUCAGAACAUGAAAGUUCGCAUCAGUGCCACAGGAGAUACCAUCGUGAUGAAGUUCUUGCGUCCCAACGCUGACACCAAGCUUGAGGGCUACAUCCUGGGCUACGGCAGCAGCAUGUUCUCCAAACAGUUCAUUCAACUUCCUGAGAAUGGGCAACCAUAUGAGACUGAGUUUGAUGCUGAGCCCAAGUACCUCAUUGCUGUUCAGCCCAUCCCAACCAAUGAGGUGAAAAAGCAGUGCACAGGUAAAGUGAACCUGGAGAAGCCGCUACACUUAGUCAUUGGGUCGGUGACACCCACUUCAGUCCUCUUAUCCUGGGGGACACUGCUGAAAACCCCUUAUGAAGGCAACAUCAUGAAUGACUGUCUGGAGGAUGGACACUAUACAGUGCGUUAUCGUGAGAGGAACAGGAAAUGGAACUACCAGACCUGCCCAACUAGUGACACGGUUAUUGACAAUCUGAAGCCCAACACAGUCUAUGAGUUUGGUGUCCAGCCCAGCUCUAAGGAUACUACUGGAACGUGGAGCAAGCCGGUCAUUCACAACAUUAGCAGGGGGGGCAUAGAGGAGAAGGCCAUCAGGAAAAUCUUUAAACGGCCUCUCACUCCUGUGAAACCUUUAACGCCAGGUCCAGACUCCUUCCCCUUUGCUUCUCGCCAUGUUUUCCCUAACAAGACCCAGGGCAGACUGCCCGUCUCCCGGAACAUAGCCCCAAAGACAACUCUUGCUCCAACCACAACUACUAAACAGGAAUCUCUGUCGACCCCUGGACCCACACUGCCUGUGGUCACCAAACAGCCAAUCGACAACCCAGGAGGAGGAGGAGACCUCUUCAGAUCUGUCUUGCCUCCUUUUCUGGAAAUCCCAUUAGCUUCCAAGCUCCACUCUCCACCACACAUUACACCCACCAUGGCGUCUGUGCCUUUCCUCCAGACAAAUGCAGAUAAACAUGGAGGGCACCCUCUGAGUCCACCACGACAAAAGCCCCUCUCACAGCCUUUACCAAACCCGCAACUCCAACCCCAACAACCUCAACUAAAGCCCCAUGGGAAGGCUCAGCCUCAACCAAAACCCUAUUCCCCAUCUCCCAAACUCCCAAAAUCACAACCCCAAUUAACAUCCCAGCCCAAACCCCAGACACAACCACAACCUGGACCAAAAUAUCAGCCCAUACUUAACACCCAACCACGACCCAAACCAAAAUCUCAGCCGAUACCCAAGUCCGAACCACAACCUGUACCUACAUCCGAUCCCGUACCCCAGACCCAUCCACAACCACAACCACCAUCCCAGCUCAUACCCCAGACUCAACCACAACCAAUAUCUCAGCCCAUACCCAAGAUCCAACCAGAACCCAAACCAACAUCUGAGCCUGUACCUCAGACCCAACCACAACCCCAACCAACAUCCCAGCUCAUACCGCAGACUCAACCUCCAGCACGACCAAAAUUGCAGCUCAUACCCCAGACUAAACCGCCAGCACGACCAAGAUCGCAGCUCAUACCCCAGGCUCAAUCUCAACCACAACCCCAUCCACCAUCCCAGCCUGUACCCCAGACCAAACCAGAACCAACAUCCAAGCCUGUACCCCAGACCCAACCACAACCCCACCCAACAUCCCAGCUCAUACCGCAGACUCACCCUCCAGCACGACCAAAAUUGCAGCUCAUCCCCCAGACUAAACCGCCAGCUCGGCCAAGAUCGCAGCUCAUACCCCAGGCUCAAUCUCAACCACAACCCCAUCCACCAUCCCAGCCUGUACCCCAGACCAAACCAGAACCAACAUCCAAGCCUGUACCCCAGACCCAACCACAACCCCAACCAAAUUCCCAGCUCAUAGCCCAGAUUCAACCUCAAACCCAACCUCAAACAACACCUCAGCCCAUACCCCAAACCCUAAGUCAAACACAACCCCAAGCACCACCCCAGCCGAAACUCCACACCCAGCCUCAGUCACAAUCUCAGCCAAAGCCACAUCUCCAAUCCCAGCCUCAAACCACAACCCAGCUCCAGGCUGAUCCUCAGCCAACACCCCAGCCCAAACACCUGGCCCAGCAUCAAACACAAGCUCAACUAAAGACCCAGAUCCAGCUUCGAUCACAAAUUCAACCAACUCCUCAGUCCACACCUAUGGUACAUCAUCACACACCUCAAAUAACACCCCAGCCAAUACCUUAUACCCAGCAAGCACUGCCAAAAAUUCAUAUCCAGCCCCAACCUGAACCGCAAUCUCAUUCUACAGCUCAGCCACAAACCCAAACACAGCCUCAACAAAAGACCAACCCACAGCAUCAGCUAAACAUCAAGCAGCAGCCUCAGGCUGAGCCAACAUCCAAACCAAAGAUAUUUUUUUUACAACCCAAGACUGAGACGCAGGCUCAACCCAAGGACCAACCCAAGCCCAAAACACAGCCUCAGCCAAAGGGCAAACCCAGGCUCCAGUCACCACCUCAACCAAAAAUACAGCCAAAGCCUCAACCAUCACAGCCAAAAAAGCAACCAAAAGCUCAACCACAACCUCAAUCAGAAAAGCAACAAAAGCCUCAACCAAAAAGGCAACCAAAACUUCAACCAAAGGCCCAAACCAGGGACCAACAACAAACCCAGCCAAAAACACAGACACAGCCCCAAUCACAGCCUCUAACAAAGAUCCAGACCCAACCCAUACCUCAUUCUCAACCCAGUCCCCAACCACAUCCUCCUCCAAAGACCCAGACUCAAUCCCAGCCUGAACAUCUACCCAAGCCACACCCUGCAUCUAGGCCCCAACCACAACCUCAACCUGGGCUUCCAUUUCAGUCUCAGACCAGGACCUACUCUGAUCCCACCAAGGUCACCCCAAGGCAGACAGUUUCUACGGCUCCUAGUCCACCAGAAGAGGGCAAGCCUCUCCCAAGACCUGCCCUGGCUACAGAGAAAGCCGGUAGUAACAAUCAUGGUACUGGCAUCCUCAGAUCAUCCAUUGCUGAAGAUCCUCGUUCUCCCAUUAACUCAUCAGUUCCUGCAGCAGGAAGAAACACCACGCUGUUUCGCACACGGGUUCCUACUCAUUCCACUCGUGUUGGUGUCAGACCAAUCCCUCCAUCCAAGACAUUCACCUCUUCUCACAGCUCCAGCACACCUGGGGCAGCCGAUGGGGCGCAUCAUAGGGGCAAUGCUCUUCCUAAACCUGUGGUGUGGUCCAAAGAAAAUCCUGUUCUGCAUCCCCCUGUUCCUGUCAACAAGAGACCCAACCUGGUGGGGAAACCCAGUGACCAUGAUAAACCCAUGGACCUGAAACAAGGAGAGAAGGAGGCCAUCUUGAAGCCAUUCCCUCUCGUCACAGCCAAGCCCAAGCAGGAGCGCAGACCGCCAACAACCACCUCUGUCCCAGCACUAAACAGCAGCCGUUUUGACAUAUAUGAAAACUCAUCCAUAUUCAGGCCCCUGCCUGCAUCAGAGGUAGACUUCAUGGGCAAGAAGCGGUUUGUAGCUCCCCAUGUGAUCUACAAGACUGAUAAGAGGCCAGAGGAGCCAUGCUCUAUCACCUCCUCCCUCGCUUAUUUCCCUGAUGAGGAGGGCAGUGAUCUGAAUAUAACCGGCCCUCCUCGUAUCCCACCCUCUAACGUCACUGUGGUUACUGUGGAGGGAUGCCCGUCUUUUGUCAUUCUUGACUGGCAGAAAACCGACAAUGAGACCAGAGAGUAUGAAGUUGUAUCCACCACGAAAGGACCACAUGGAGAGGAGGUGUCCAUACUGACGACCAACCAGACACACACGGCCGUGGAGAAUCUCAAACCAGAGAGCAGUUAUGAAUUCAAAGUAACGCCAAAGAAUGAGCUGGGAACAGGGCCCUCCAGUGAUCCUGUGUCUUUUAGCACCGAAUCAGCGGAUCCACGAGUGAGUGAACAUGUUUCAGGCAAAGAUGCCAUUUGGACUCAGUUCCCCUUUAAAGCAGAUGCCUACUCUGAAUGCAGUGGAAAGCAGUAUGUGAAGAGAACCUGGUACCGAAAGUUUGUUGGGAUCCAGCUCUGCAACUCCCUCAGAUACAAGAUCUACCUGAGUGACUCGCUCAAUGGGAAGUUCUACAACAUUGGAGAUCAAACGGGGCAUGGUGAGGACCAUUGUCAGUUUGUAGACUCCUUCCUGGAUGGGCGGACUGGCAACCAGAUGUUUGCUGAUGAGCUACCAAGCAAGCUAGGAUUCUACAGAGCAAUGAGACAGGAACCUGUCAGCUUUGGAGAGAUUGGGGGAAAGUCACAUGUUACCUAUGUAGGCUGGUAUGAAUGUGGCACACCCAUACCUGGAAAGUGGUAAGACCCCACAGAGCUGUCCAGGAGGAUGACUUCUUAGGUGGUGAGGAAGAAGAAGAUGCCUAUCUAGCCCUGAAGGGAGGUGGGCCUUUCUUUCAUGUUACCAUGGACACUGUAGAUGGGUCUGUCUGUUUGAACUCGGCUUACUCUCUCACGUGUGAACCUCUAGGACUAUUAGGUGUCACAAAACUCUAUUGAGUGCAUUUGUAACAUUGGUCUCAAUUUCUCUAUUUAUCAAAAAUAUCACGACAGAGAAAAGAAUGCAGGAGUUUAAGUGAACCAAAGUGUUGAAUAUUCAGUAAUUACAGAGAAAAUGUUGGGAAGCUGGCUCCCAAAGUGUAAUGACGUGUAUGAUAUUAUUUAUCAAGGGUUUGUUAUUGAAUAUUCUGUGUGCUCAGGCUUUUGAAAUAAGUAAAAAUUGUUCCCAGUACUGGCAUGUCAGUGAGCACGCACAUUGCUCAUUUGUAUACAGAAAGAUGCCAAUCAUACUUUCAUUGUACAUUUUGACUAUGUAAAUUACAAGUACACACAGACAUGCAGAGUCGAUUUUUGCUGGCCCUAAGGGAUUAUUAGCCGUUGCAGUUUGCACAGUAUUAAACUUUUAUUCAUAUAUGUAUAUGGUGUGAAAUACAGUAUAUAUACCAGUGAUCACAGAUAGUUUGAUACAUUACAGGUAAAAGAUAAAACAGUUUAAGCCAAAUUGUUGAUCUAUUGUAAGAAAACCCAAGUUUGAGCCCAGAGUUUCUAUGGGGUCACAUAGAAAAAAAAGAAUUUUGUAUUUUUCAUGCCCGUGCAGUCCUAUAUUUGAUAAAAGAAUAAAAUAUGUGUGUGUUUGUGUGUGUGUGUGUGUGCGUGUGUGCGUGUGCGUGUGUGUGUGUGUAAAAAUAGAAAUAAAUAAACUGAGCUUCAAUGUGGAAAUGACAUUAGCAAAUUACAUAAUUUAUGUUUUUGUGUUCAAACUUACUUCAAAGUGGUUUUUCCACAUCUGUCAUGACUGCAGUUGUUUUUGAUGCAUCAUGUAUGUUUCCAGCAAUAAAUCUUGUUUUUAU
Seriola dumerili (greater amberjack) is the source of this 5634-nucleotide messenger RNA. RefSeq names its product target of Nesh-SH3-like. NCBI's taxonomy places the organism in Eukaryota, Metazoa, Chordata, Actinopteri, Carangiformes, Carangidae. The record is from RefSeq and is a predicted model, not a curated record. The transcript is spliced from 23 exons. Gene Ontology annotation, biological process: positive regulation of cell-substrate adhesion; extracellular matrix organization. Gene Ontology annotation, molecular function: protein binding. Bases 177 to 4589 code for a protein of 1470 amino acids.